GGCAGCGAGAGGGCCGGAAGCGGAAGCGCGGGCGGAGAUCCGGCGGCUCGCGGCUCUGGUCCUUCCCUUCCCGCCGGCGGUAUCCAGGGACGCGGAGCCGUUGCUGCCGGGGCAGCGGCUGUAACGGCCGCCUCCUCUCCCCAGGGCGGCCCCGGCCCCGCCAUGGUGCGGCUGCACGUCAAGCGCGGCGACGAGAGCCAGUUCCUGCUGGAGGCGGCCGGCAGCGCCCGCCUCGCCGAGCUGGCGGCCCUCGUCGCCCGCAUCUACAACGGGAGGCUGAAGGUGCAGCGCCUCUGCUCAGAGAUGGAGGAGCUGGCAGAGCAUGGUGUUUUCUUGCCUUAUAAUAUGCAAGGACUGACAGAUGAGCAAAUUGAAGAACUGAAGUUAAAGGAUGAGUGGGCAGAAAAGUGUGUACCAAGUGGUGGAAGUGUCUUCAAGAAGGAUGAAAUUGGGCGAAGAAAUGGACAUGCUCCAAAUGAAAAAAUGCAGCAAGUUAUAAAGAAGACAAUAGAGGAAGCCAAGGCAUUAAUCUCUAGGAAACAAGUUCAGGCCAAUGUGUGUGUUAAUAUGGAGAUGGUGAAAGAUGCAUUGGACCAGCUCCGAGGAGCUGUGAUGAUUGUGUAUCCAAUGGGAUUGCCUCCACAUGAUCCAGUUAGGAUGGAGUUUGAAGAUAAAGAAGACUUGUCGGGAACUCACGCUGGACUUGAAGUUAUAGAAGAAUCUGAAGCACAAUUAUGGUGGGCAGGAAAGGAGCUGAAAGAAACAAAGUUGCUCUCUGACUAUGUAGGCAGAAAUGAGAAAACAACCAUCAUUGUCAAGAUACAGAAAAAAGGACAGGGAGCUCCAGGGCGUGAACCUCUGAUUAGUCAUGAAGAGCAAAAGCAGAUGAUGCUGUAUUACUACAGAAAACAGGAGGAACUUAAGAAACUAGAAGAGGAUGACGACGACUCAUUUCUAAAUGCCGAGUGGGCAGACAACCAUGCUUUGAAAAGGCAAUUUCAUGGUGUAAAAGACAUCAAAUGGGGGCCACGAUGAAGCUCUGCAAACACCUUGUUGCCUCUUUAAACUGUUUGCAACUUGCUUAACUUGCUUGCAAUGAGGAGUUGCGUUGUGUGCGGUAGAUUCUUCUGACAAAAGCUGGAAUUGUCACUUCCAUAGCAGAUGCCUGUUUCAGCCUUAGGUUUUUGAUAAAUGUUUACGUUGCUGUGUAACUGUAGCAACACUUGCCUCUGCAAAGAAUUAAAUCAAUCCUGUUGAAGUUUGUUAUUUUAUUAGAAACUUGUAAUUUGAAUACUAAAAUAUUAAACUACUUCCUAGAUGAUUUAUCUAGUGAAUAUGCACUAGAAUGUUUGG
Molecule: messenger RNA, 1353 nt
Organism: Tyto alba (common barn owl)
Lineage: Eukaryota; Metazoa; Chordata; Aves; Strigiformes; Tytonidae
Gene: CFAP298
Product: cilia and flagella associated protein 298
Exons: 7
Coding region: 163-1035 (290 amino acids)
Biological process (GO): regulation of cilium movement
Source: RefSeq, a predicted model, not a curated record